This is a messenger RNA of Schizophyllum commune H4-8, 762 nucleotides long. RefSeq lists its product as uncharacterized. Lineage: Eukaryota; Fungi; Basidiomycota; Agaricomycetes; Agaricales; Schizophyllaceae. The transcript has 2 exons. The coding region runs from base 173 to 754 and encodes 193 amino acids. The record is from RefSeq and is a predicted model, not a curated record.
CUUGCUAUUGCUUAUCAUCGUUCGCCUCCGCAAGCACUGUCUACUAUCCACUAGCCCUGUCUGCUAGUAUUCAUCGGCUACUCCAAUUAUCGAUCCUUUAUUUGGCGCAACGCAUUCGUUUGACGCACUGCACUCGUUUGACCCAGCGCAUUCGUUUGACGCACUAUUCACUAUGUUCUUCUUCACCCCCGUCGUCGCCACCCUCUCCGCCGCCGCCACCCAUGUGCGCGCAUACACCCUCAGAUCCGUCUCGACGUCGCCGACUGGACAGUCCGCCGGCAACUUCACGCUCCAACAGAGCGCGCGCGGGUAUACCCUCAGCGGCGGGCAGCCAUACGAGUCGCACUGGCAGCGAUUUGGGCACCAGAACGCAUCCGAGCAGCCCAUCGCCGUCCACGUCGAGGGCCUGAAGCUCAAGAUGACCUGCCCCUCCCAGAUGCAGGCCGUCCUCGUCCCGAGUGGGUCGAACAACCCGCCAUCCUGGAUCGUCGAAUUCGUGCUGGAGACGGAGGGCCUGCCGGAGGGGACGGUCGUGGACGGGUGGACGACGACGGACGAUAAGAUGGGCUUGCCAGCGACGGGGAGGUAUACGAAGAUCGUGAACUCGAUCGGGAAUUACGGCGGCUACUAUGCGCCUCUGCUCCUCGGCGAUGGCGAAAGCCAGGCGCUAACGUGGUUCAACCAGGACGUGUCAGCACACGGGAACGCCCAGUGGUGGAUGGUUAUCGACGAGGGUAGCGAUUCUCUUUGCUGAGGGCGGGG